CCGCCCUCUGCCCUACUCUUGAGUAACGCCAAUGAAAAGCGCUUCUAAUGCAACCGAUGGUCGGAAGAACCAAUCCCACUCUUCCAGGGCAGAGCGCAUGUAGAGCAGCGAGAGGCCUCUGGCCCAGCGGCGGGGAGGUUCCUGAGCUGGGAGCAGGGAAGAUCGGGUGGUCUGGAGGCAAGAGAUCGGACGCGGUCGCGGUAAUGGCUGAGACCUGAGUCAUUUCUCACAGGCGUCCCCUCCUCGCCCCGGGCCGGGCCCCGCCCCACCUUCUUUCUCCUGGUUGAGAUGGGCUCAGCCAAGAGCUCCCCGGUCACUCCGGCGCGGCCUCCGCCGCACAACAAGCUUCUGGCUCGAGUGGCGGACCCUCGUUCACCUAGUGCCGGCAUCUUGCGCACUCCCAUCCAGGUGGAGAGCUCUCCACAGCCAACCCUACCAGCAGGGGAGCAGUUGGAGUGUCCUAAUGAGGCCCAAGACUCAGAUCCCCGCUCUCCUACCCUUGGCAUUGCACGGACACCUAUGAAGACCAGCAGCGGAGAGCCCCCAAGCCCACUGGCGAAACAGCUGAAUGAAGUCUUUGAGAAAGAAGCCUCCAAAUCGAAUCUUCCUCCAGAGCUUGUUCUGCCCCUAGAAGCAACUUCACCUUCCGAAUUGAACUUGCCUCUGGGCACCCAGUUUUCCCUUGAGGACCGGAUGCCACUCUGGAGCCAGACUGAGCUCCCCUCCAAGCAGGUGUCCUCCAAGGAGGAAGCAGGACAGCCCUCACAACCCCCCACGGCCAGCCAGGGCUCCGACAAGCCCUUAAGAGACCCUGAGACUCCCCGAUCUUCAGGUUCUAAGCACAAUAGACGGAAAGGAAAUGGCAAGGUACUAGGGAGAUCUCCCCUCACCAUCCUACAGGAUGACAACUCCCCCGGAACUCUGACACCACGACAGGGUAAGCGGCCUCCUCCCCUGAGUGAAAAUGCUAGGGCACUAAAGGAAGGGGCCAUUCUGGGAACUGGACGACUUCUGGAAACCGGAGGCCGAGUGUGGGAGCAGGGCCAGGACCAGGACAAGGAAAAUCAGCACUUUCCAAACUUGGUGGAGAACUAGGCCGUGCGUGGCCCCAGCACCGGGUUCACCAGGGGCCUGGUGAUGUUGUGUCCUCACAGCCCCUUCUUUCCCUGGGAGACUGGAAAGGCUCGUUGUCUUCCACUCCCCCUAAACUACCAACUCGGGGGACCGAGCACUUUCUUAGGCUUUAUUUGUGUCUCGUGUGUUUCUUGUAUAUUAAAGAAAGUGAUUU
Leopardus geoffroyi (Geoffroy's cat) is the source of this 1288-nucleotide messenger RNA. RefSeq names its product cell division cycle associated 3 (gene CDCA3). Bases 289 to 1095 code for a protein of 268 amino acids. The transcript is spliced from 6 exons. NCBI's taxonomy places the organism in Eukaryota, Metazoa, Chordata, Mammalia, Carnivora, Felidae. The record is from RefSeq and is a predicted model, not a curated record.